AUGGGCGAACUCGAGGCGGAGGAUAAGCUCGGGCCCGGUACGCAGACCCCUCUGGGGAGGGCCCGGAGCUCCGCUUCCCAUCACGGCGGCGCAGGGCGAAGGCGCCGAGCCACGCGCGCCCUCAGCAAACUGGCUCGGCGUCUCCUGCAAACUUUGCGGGGGGCGCGGCGGCGGCGGCGGCGGGAAAGCGCGGAGGCGGAAGACGACGAAGGCGGCUUUAAGCGGCAGCCCGGCUCCGAUCGCGGUCAAGCAGGUGGCGGCAGCAGCAGCAGCAGCAGCAGCGUCCGACUAUGGCUGGGCGCGCUGAGCCCACCUCCUGUGGCCAGUUCCGGGGAUCCGCGCCCGCUCACCCCUGGCGCGCAGGGGCUCAAGAAUCACGGCAACACGUGUUUCCUGAACGCCGUGGUGCAGUGCCUGAGCCACACCGAGCUGCUCGCCGCCUUCCUCCUGUUGGCUUUGCCCGAUCAACCGAGUCUCCCCAGACCUGGAUCGAAAGCCGCCACUGGGGAGGUCACUCAGCACUUGGCGGCGCUUGUACGCGCGCUCUGGACUCUGGAGUACACCCCGCAGCUCUCCGCAGACUUCAAGAAUGUUGUCUCUAAAUAUGGUGCACAGUUUCGUGGAAAUGCACAACAUGAUGCCCUGGAGUUCCUUCUGUGGUUGUUGGACCGCAUGCAUGAAGACCUAGAGGGCUCUGCAUGCCACCUACCGAGUGCCCAAAAACCGCCUGAAGAGAGCUCCAACAGUGGAAGUGCCCAGGCAACUGUUCAGCCUCCCAAGGGCCAAAGCUUUGUGCAGAAUCACUUCCAGGCCCAGUACAGAUCUUCAUUGACUUGCCCUCAUUGCCGGAAACAGAGCAAUACUUUUGAUCCUUUUCUGUGUAUCUCCUUGCCUAUUCCCUUGCGUCAAACCAGGCCUUUGAAUGUCACUCUUGUCUUCCAAUCCAAAAGCCAGCGAUUUGUGCGUGUAGGCCUAGCUGUGCCUCUCUUCAGCACUGUGUCAAAGUUGAGAGAAAUGGUGGCUGAGGAGGGCAAGAUUUCACCUGACCAGGUAAUCCUGGCUGAGCUAAACCAGUCAGGAUUCCAGUGCUCCUUCUCGGAUGAUGAGGAUCUGAACACCAUUGCAGAAGGGGACAACAUUUAUGCUUUCCAGGCCCCACUCUCUUUUAAAAGGGGUAGCUCCUCCCGAAUCUCAGGUUGCCCACAGAGUCUCCCAUCUUCUCCCAAUUCUGCUGAGCCAGAAGGGCAGCGUUUGGUUCAUAAUGGGGCCAUGUCUUCUGAGUUCCUGCACCACGGUGGAGGUGGCAGAAUCCUACUCCUUGUGUGUAAUUUAGCCGGGACAGGGCAACAGGCUGUGAGGUUUGGCCCUCCGCUACUGAUGCGAGAAGAUAGAGCCAUGUCUUGGGAACAGCUGCAGCAAUGUAUCCUAGGCAAAAUGCGCUAUUUGAUGAGAAGAGAGGCCCACGUGCAGGCUAGUGGGAGUCUGUUCCAGGUGCGAGUAGUUGGAGGGUCUUCUCUGUGCAGCUAUCUCUCUCCUCAGGACAGAUGGCCGCUGUAUCAUCCCACUGUGGACAGAGCACUGCAAUUUGGAGGUCCUGGCGGUCCCGUUCACGUGAAGCUGGUAGUCGAAUGGGAUCUGACCACCAAAGAAUGCUUGUUUGGCAACAUCCAGGAAGAAGUUGUUGAAGAUGCAGAAAGUGUGAGACUGAAGCAGCAACUUCAUCAACAGCAGCAUAGCUGCACCCUGAAUGAAUGCUUUCAGCUCUACACUAAGGAGGAGCAGCUGGCUCCAGAUGAUGCCUGGCGCUGUCCCCACUGCCAGGUCCUUCAACAAGGCAUGGUCAAACUCAGCUUGUGGACACUCCCCGAUAUCCUCAUCAUUCACUUGAAACGCUUCCGGCAGGUGGGGGAGCAGCGCCAUAAGCUCUCCACUCUGGUGCACUUUCCCCUGCGAGGGCUUGAUAUGGCUCCCCACGUAGCCAAACGCAGCCGUGGCAGCAAGUGGGGCCCCUGGAAGCAAUCCCUGCCAGAAGAGGGCCAGUGUAAUUUUCUCUAUGAUCUGUACGCCGUCUGCAAUCAUCACGGGAGCCUGCAUGGUGGACAUUAUACAGCCUAUUGUUACAACACCUUGGAUGGUCGCUGGUAUAGCUAUGAUGACAGUACCGUGGAACCGGUCAUGGAAGAGGACAUCAGCACACGUGGUGCCUACAUCCUCUUCUAUCAGAGACGGAAUGUAGUUCCAAGCUGGUCUGGAGGAAGCUCUGUUAGAGGAUCUACCAGCUCUUCCAUUUCAGAACAUUGGCUGACAAGGCUCAGUCGAAGCAGCAAACGAGAGAGCUUGGUGUCCUGGAACUCAACAACCUGUCCAUCUCUGCCAAAAUCAUCUCACUCACCUACACUCAUCAGUGCCAGCACCAGCCAGGAGAAAGGAGGAUUUGAGUCUCGUCCCUUGGUUCGGGGUGUGCAGGGCAGAAGUGUCAGCCUGAAAGCUUCUUCUAAUAAGGCCAAGCUGGGCAUCCCCAGGACCCUACCCUUGCGCUGGUCCUUCACCUCCAAAGAUUGGCCAGCAGAGCCCUCCAGGGAACUCGUAGAUUAUCUGGAAUCUGGCCGCAGACCUUGGUUCACAAAUGAGUCCAUUGUCCCUCUCAUAACUAAGGAAGGGGAAGACGAUGAGCUUACGGUCGCCAAAGCUAAGCCCAAUCCUGCUCUAACAAGCAUGAGUCCAACUAAGACCACUGGCAAAGCAGCUGUUGCCAUGGAAAAUUUAAACACUCUGAAACGGGUAGGGAAGCCAAAGGAAGAAACAGGUGAGCAACCACGGACACCCAAAAAACUGGUGCUAUCUCUCAGCACAGUACCUCCAGUAAAAGAUGAGGAACUUAAGACCAAAGUUAACAUCAAUGGGACUCUCUGCAUGGGUUCAAAUGUGGCCUCUUCCAGCCGGGGAGAUGCAGAACAAAAGACCGGGCCUUGGCUUGGGGAGAAAGAGCCAGAGAUUGAGAAACAAUCAGAGGGGAAGUUGACCCUCUUCAGAGUUGGGUUUUUGCGAAAGGACCCCAAGAGACACAGUGAGUCUCCCAGGCACGCUGUUAUGCCGUCUUCUAUAGCCUCUUCUCAACCGUCCUUCUCCAACGGAACACUAAAUAUUUUCCCUGGCAGCAGGACAAACACCACCCUGAACCCCAGCUCCACAAAGGGGCUGUCCAAUGGGCGGAUCUCCCGUUCUGAAGUGGACAUUAAGCGGGCUCAGAGCUCCUGCAACAGCAAGGGUAGGAAUGACUGGUUACUGAGCAGAUCAACAUCUCUCUGCAAGACAAACAAUGGGUCCUUGCAAGCCUCCAUGCCCCCACUCACUUUAGAGGGCAUUUCCUGUGGCACCUUCCAGCGGGCAAGAUAUCAUACAGCAUCCUUGGGCAGGAGGAUAAUAGUACCAGAAUCCAGCUUCUGAACUGCCUUGCAGCUCUACCUGAAACAGCAGAAUCAUGUCAACCUUUGGUGCUUAUAAAUUCUCAGGCCUUUGAAGAAGAUAUGCCAAUUGCUUGAAAGCUUGGACACUGAUCGCUUGCUAAUGGUUUGUUCAGACAAAAGUUACUAAAUCCAAGUGGUGCUGAUGAACAUGUGUAGCCUGGAUGUACGGAUGCAGCAGGGAUCUUGUAGACCAAGAUAUUAGAAAUGGGGAAAAGAAAAAUGUGGGGGAAGAUGUUAAAUUAUUUAUUCUAUAGUUUAACUGGCAACUUUUGAAAGGAUAUGCUGUUUUGUAACAGCAUUUAUUUUGGUACCAAGGUGUAGAAAGGAUAGAGGAGAAUCUAAACAUUGCUCUAUGCAAUCAUCCCAGUGUUUAUAUUUUCUGCAAAACGUUGGGUUUUACAGAUCUCUUUGUUAUUAAAAAAUGCCUAAAAUGAAGGGUGAGCAUUAAUAGUUUGGGGAAUCAGUGAAGCAAAUGGGCAAGCUAAUUCAGGAGUUGUCUGUUCUCUGGGAGAUGUGGGAUAAAUUUGUUCUUGUUGUAUGUGUUGACUGAAAAUGAACGUUGGGGCACCAUCAUGGUCUCCUCCAGUGUUUAAAAAUAUUCACAGAAAAAAAAUGUUGCAUAACACUUCAUUUUCUUCUACCUGUUGGUGGUAAUCAAAGCUAACCUCUUUGCAGUCUAGCUUACCUACCUCAAAUUUUCUGGUAGUCAUCCAUCCAAAUGCCAGCCAAGUCUGAUCCAGCUUAGCUUUUUGAUGACAGCGAAGGUUGGAUAGUCCUGCCACCUUCUGUGACCAAUUGCAUAUUACUAGAGUUUUCUUCACAGGAAACACAAAUGGUGCUGUUUUCCCAUUGUUGUUAAUAGAUUAAAUAUGAAACGCUAAGGAGAUAGAGGAGGGUCCAAACAAAAGCCAUGUGUCAUUUAUAGAAUGGCUCAUACUGUUGACAUCAGGAACAAAAGUCCAGCUGGAAAUUCGAGAGACAUACUUGAAGAUGUAGAACAGAAAAUUUGGGGAUGAUUAAUGUAAGAGUGAGAAAGCAAACUGUUUUACUUAGCACACUUUAUUCAUAUUUAGAAAGAUGACAGUAUAUAGAAGAAGAACAUGAGAAGGGCAGAAAGCAAAGGAAGAAAAAGUCUGAUUAGCUAAAAAGAGUAGCAGAUGACUAUUAUAGAAGUUCAAGGCAUAGAAGAAAAUGUGUAAUGGAACAUAGCAAAGUCUAUAGUAUUUUUAAGGAGAAUGAGGAUAAAGUUAUUUGGAUCUGGCAUUGUGUAGAUCAUCUGUGAUUUAGAAGAGUGCAAUUAUAGUGGAGUGCAAAGGGUGGGAAAUAGAUUAAAAGGGAAAAAAAGAAGGGAGCCUAAGUAACUAUUGAAGCACAAGAAAACCACAAAACAGCCAUUGUAUUAGGAUUCUGAUUAUUCCCGAAAGCAUUUUGGUUAAUUUGUGUCAUUUCAUUAUGUAAUUUAUGAAGGUAUGCGACUCACUCAAGGAAAGAAGCUCUUGAUUGGCAUUUUAUAUUACAGAUCUCUUCAUAAAAGAAUCCAUUAAAACACAUACGGGAAUAAAUACAGCUUCACAAACCAA
Messenger RNA from Protobothrops mucrosquamatus (brown spotted pit viper), 5047 nucleotides. It is a transcript of the gene USP43, whose product is annotated as ubiquitin specific peptidase 43. Gene Ontology annotation, molecular function: cysteine-type deubiquitinase activity. Lineage: Eukaryota; Metazoa; Chordata; Lepidosauria; Squamata; Viperidae. The record is from RefSeq and is a predicted model, not a curated record. Gene Ontology annotation, biological process: protein deubiquitination. The transcript is spliced from 17 exons. The coding region runs from base 1 to 3447 and encodes 1148 amino acids.